Drosophila willistoni is the source of this 1976-nucleotide messenger RNA. RefSeq names its product protein singed wings 2 (gene swi2). Bases 307 to 1830 code for a protein of 507 amino acids. Gene Ontology annotation, cellular component: membrane. The transcript is spliced from 4 exons. The record is from RefSeq and is a predicted model, not a curated record. NCBI's taxonomy places the organism in Eukaryota, Metazoa, Arthropoda, Insecta, Diptera, Drosophilidae.
AUAAAUAAUUCUCUUAGCCUCACACUCUCUCGAUUCGGAGAUCUGGCGGUCGCCGAAAAGAAAAAAUUAUGGAACAAACAUGACAGCAAUUCGCAUUCGCGCCUCAUUUGAAGUUCAAACGCGAGAAAAGUAGCACAGAACUUGCCAUAUAUACCAAUAUAUACUUGUGAUCGGACCUAAAUACGGAUGCGUGGUGAUUAAAAAACGGAACACAAAGAAUACAAUAAAUUUUAAAUACAUUAAAAAUAAAAAAAACAAAUCCAUGGAAAUACUUAUACUCAAUGAGGAAUUUAAAAUAAAUUGAGAAUGAAAUCUAUAAAUGAAAAGUGUUGUGUACAAAAUUUUGUUGUUAUUGUUCUUGUGCUCCUGGUGAUAUUUGCCAGAGUAAAUUUGGCCAAAUCAUCCGAAGAGAGCCUCUCUGAGGAGGAGACCCAAACACAAUCUGUGCCCACAUCAACCAGGCGAAGCAUAACCACUGCUGGAUUGAGUUCUAUACUUAAUAUAAGUCAAAGCUGCCUCAAUUGGACUGAUCAUCCUGAAUCAGCAGUUGGCAAUUGCUCAAAAUUAACACGAUAUGGUAUACUAAGAUGCUACGGUGGAAUGAAUAAUCUAGCUGCUUUAUCAAAAGUGGACAAACAAUUUUCGUCGGCGCAGCAAAUGGUUCUUUGUGGCUGGCCACAGAAUGUCUUCAAUCCGCUGAGUGAAUUGCAAAAACUACCUCGCCUGCGAUCGCUGACCAUUGAGUAUAGUGGAUUUACGGAAUUCAUAUUUGAUUUUCCGGAAAUGUUUUAUCUGCACACCAUCAAUAUCUCCUGGACGAAUCUCUCAUAUAUAUCGGCGCGCACAUUUAAGCGUGUUCAUCCAUUGAAAGUUUUGGAUUUGCGUUGGAAUCAAUUGAUACAAUUGGAUAGUCCAUUGCUAUUGCCGCGUAGCUUUGAACAACUCUAUUUGGCCGGUAAUCCAUGGAAUUGUACAAGGAAUUUCAAAUGGUUGCUACUCCAGCCGGAGAAGGGACGUCUGGUGGCCGAUCGUGACGAGUUAUUGUGCACGGAUCGCAAGUAUAAGGAGCGACAAAUGUUGCUAGUGAUGCACUAUAAACUGGUACUGAAGCGAGAGUGUCUAUCACAUCCAGAUUUACAGAAUUGCACUUGCCUAAUGCAUCAUAUAUUACCAAAAUCACAUAUUCCACUGUAUACGGUCAAUUGUUCACAUAUGCGUUUCUAUAGCUUGCCAGCAUUUCUGCCCGAUAAUACCACGACAUUGUUUAUGAAUGAUAAUCUAAUAUCGGAUAUCAAUCCAUUGCGUUACAAUCCCCAUUAUCGGAAUGUGAUCGAUGUUCAGCUGGAGAACAAUCGUAUUUCGAAUGUCGAUGAUCUAGAGAAUACCUAUUGGCUGCAGAACUUUCGUCUCUUCAAUUUGCGUGGCAAUAUUUUGAGAAAACUGCAUGUCUAUGCCUUGGACAAUGCCCUCAAUGAGAAUGGGAAUGCUGUUUUUUUACUUAUGAGUCGAAAUCCUUGGCAUUGCACUUGCAAAUUUGGUAUGCGUUUACGCGAAUUGUUAACCAAGUAUAGGGAAAUAGUUAAAGAUGCCACCAAUGUCUCCUGCACCUAUAUGCAGGGUGAUGAUCUCCAUUUGGCCAAAGUCUUGUCAUUAAGUAGGCAUGACAUAUGCAAUGUGAGUGUCGAAAGUAGCUCAAAAAUCCAUCCAAUCGAUUGGCUAAACGCUGUCUUGGCUAGUCUCAUUUUAUUGAUUUUAGGUAAAUUGGCAUUCGACUAUUAUCAUUAUAAGUAUUAUGGUAAAGUUCCUUGGAUAGUUAUGAAAAUGCCAUAGCUAUGUAGAAAUACAUAUAUUAUAUAAGUAUAUUGAUGAAUCAUUUAAAACCAGUAUUAACUAUUUAGUAAAUUUAGUAAAUAGACACUAUCGAUUGCAUUUCUCAAAUUUCCUCAAUUCCAAUUAAUUAUCUUAAGCAUUUUACU